CGAAAGUACCGACACAACGACCGGUUCGUUGUUCGUUCCGUGGUUCGUCUCUUCUUUUGUGAGCAGCUUCAGUCUUGAAAGUACUAUGACAACUGAUCCAGAGCGUGCUGGCGAUAAUAGUGAAAUGGAAUCUGUUGAAGAUGAAGAUGAUAACAAAGCCCCAGAGCUUUUCUCCAAUAUUUUAAGUAGACCUGAUGUGUUAGCUGCUCUACGAGAUUGUUCUGCACCAGGAUUAGAGCAAAUGCAGAAUCUUCCAGUUCCUGUAAAACGCAGAAUUAAAGCUUUGAAACAAUUGCAAUUAGUUACUACCAAUAUUGAAGCAAAAUUCUAUGAGGAGGUACAUACAUUGGAAUGUGUUUAUUACAACUUGUGUGCCCCUCUUUAUGAAAAGAGGAGUGAAAUAGUAUCUGGCAUUUAUGAACCAACGGAUGAACAGUGUGUAUGGGAGAGUGAUGAAGAGGAAGAGGGAUUAACUAAUGAUUUGAAAACAAAAGUGAAUCUCGAAGAUGAUAAAGAGCAAAAAAAAGAAGAAGGUGAAACUGAAGAUGUUAAAGGCAUCCCAGAUUUUUGGCUGACAAUAUUUAAAAAUGUUGGAACAUUAGCUGAUAUGGUUCAGGAACAUGAUGAACCAAUACUCAAACAUUUAUACGAUAUUAAAGUGAUAUUCCUUAAAUCCAACCCAAUGGGUUUUGUUCUCGAAUUCCAUUUUGAGCCAAAUGAAUACUUUUCUAACUCAGUUUUAACAAAAGAAUAUAUUAUGAAGUGCACCCCUGAGAAAAAUGAUCCAUUUAGUUUCGAAGGGCCUGAAAUAUACAAAUGUAAGGGAUGUGUAAUUGACUGGAAGAAGGGGAAAAAUGUUACAGUAAAAACCAUUAAAAAGAAUCAGAAACAUAAAUCUCGAGGGUCCAUACGAACUGUAACGAAAACUGUUCGGAACGAUUCGUUCUUUAACUUUUUCAGUCCACCAGUUGUGCCAGAAGAUGCAGAAGCAGAGUUAGAUGAUGAGACUCAAGCUUUGUUAACAAGUGAUUUUGAAAUUGGCCAUUAUAUUAGAGAGCGUAUAGUUCCUAGAGCUGUACUAUAUUAUACAGGAGAAGGUUUAGAAGACGAAGAUGAAGAUUAUGAAGAGGAAGAAGGCGACGAAGACGAUCCUGAGGAAGAAGACGAAGAUGACGAGGAGUCUUCUCCUACUAAUGCACCACCAGGUGGGAAACAACAGCGCACUGAUCCUAAUGAGUGUAAACAGCAGUAGAAGUACAUACAAAUUAAGCUAAGAAAAAUUGUUCGUGCGUACAGUAAGCGACAACACACACACACACACACACACAAACACACACAACUAACUAAGGAAACUUGACCGGUAACUGCCUAGAUAAUCCCGCACCUGUGGCUCCAACAUAAUCCUGUUCGUAUCAAUUCAUCUAAUCAUAUCAUAUCUCCUAUUCCAGAUCAAGCCUAAACUCUUCAACAUACCAGUGACAAAAUUAUGUGUACCCUCCCUUUAUCCGACGUUGACGAUGAAUAGAAAUACGGCUCAUUAACAGCUAAGAUCUACAAAUAAUGUCAUAUAAGUAUAAACGAUUGUGCUCUCAGCUCUACAUAAUCAUUGUAAUUUUUAAUUGUUUCAUUUUAUACUAUUGUUACGUUUAUAUACAAACAAGAAAGUUAGUUGAAUUUUUUUCAAAACGCACGUUGAUCUAUGGACAAAUUUUUCGGUACUGUUAAAGCAUUUUUAA
Habropoda laboriosa is the source of this 1736-nucleotide messenger RNA. RefSeq names its product nucleosome assembly protein 1-like 1 (gene Nap1). Gene Ontology annotation, biological process: nucleosome assembly. Gene Ontology annotation, molecular function: histone binding; chromatin binding. Lineage: Eukaryota; Metazoa; Arthropoda; Insecta; Hymenoptera; Apidae. Gene Ontology annotation, cellular component: chromatin; nucleus. The record is from RefSeq and is a predicted model, not a curated record. The coding region runs from base 86 to 1252 and encodes 388 amino acids. The transcript has 8 exons.